Molecule: messenger RNA, 2203 nt
Organism: Microplitis mediator
Lineage: Eukaryota; Metazoa; Arthropoda; Insecta; Hymenoptera; Braconidae
Exons: 1
Coding region: 1-1902 (633 amino acids)
Source: RefSeq, a predicted model, not a curated record
AUGAAUAAUAUAAAUAGUUGUAAACGUCGUUUUGCGAAUAGUUUUCGUGUUCAAAAACAUCGUGUUUUGAAAAAAUUGAAACGUUCAGAAGAAAGUGAUUCAGAAAACUCUACAGCGUAUUAUAUAAGUGAUGAUGAUAUUAGUGAAGUAAUAAUAUCUAAAGCUGAAGGGAUUAAUAACAAAAGAGACAAUGUGCGUGAAGCAGAUGAACAAACAUUUAUUCAAAAAGAACUUUCUGAAAACAUCGAAAAUGCAAUCAAUGAGAUUGAAGUGGUACCUGAACUAUUUAAUGUAGAAUGUGAACUAGUGACAAGCGAUGAUGAAAAUUAUAGUACCUAUCAAGAUUCUGAUAAUACAGUUAUGAAUAACAGUUUAAAUCAAGCUGUGACAGAAGAUGAAGCAACGGAUUUAGAAAAAUUAUCUCAAUGGGCUUUAGAAUCUCAAAUAAACCAUGAAGCUUUAACUAAACUAUUGAAAAUCGUUCAGCAACACUGGCAACCUAAUGCACCUAAAUGUGCAAAGACAUUAUUAACUACAGCCCAAGCUAAGUAUCAUAUUAUAGAAAUGACAGAUAAAGACGAAUCUAAAGGAGAAUUUGUCUACAUAGGAUUAGAACAUCAAUUAAAACGGAAUGUAGUUGUUCAUACUGAUACUUCAAAAAAUAUUGAAUUACUUAUUAAUAUUGAUGGAGUUAAAUUGUUUAAAUCGAGCUUGAAAUGUUUUUGGCCAAUUUUGGGAAUGGUAUAUUCAAAUUCUAUACAGAGUGAACCUUUUGUAAUUGCUAUAUAUGCUGGUACAUCAAAACCAAAUAGUUCAAAUGAAUAUCUAAACCCAUUUAUACGUGAAAUUAAUGGUUUAUUAAGAAAUGGGGUUGAAAUAGACGGACAAAACUUUAAAGUGUGUUUGAAAGGAUUUAUUUGUGAUACCCCAGCUCGAGCUUUCAUUAAAGGUAUAGUAAGUCACACAUCUUUCAAUGCUUGCGAACGAUGUAUGGCAAUAGGCAGAAAAAAAAAUAAAACAACAAUAUAUCCCAGCGUUGAUAGCGAAUUAUAUUCAGAUAGGACUUUUAGAAACUUCAUGAAUAUUGACCAUCAUGUAUCUGUAUCACCGUUAAUUGGAAUUAAGCCACCGAUAGACAUGAUCCAUACUUUUAUCCUCGACUUCAUGCAUCUUGGAUUUCUGGGCGUCAUGAAAAAAAUUUCCGAAUUCUUAUUAGGUGAAAUCAAAAAUAAAGGUAAAUUAGAUAAUUCAUCUAAAAAUGAACUUUCUCGUCGUCUCAUCAUGCUUAAACAACACAUACCUGAAGAAUUUCCAAGAAAAUGUCGUCCUUUAGGGGAUUUUACUCGCUACAAGGCAACCGAAUUCAAAUUAAUCGCGCUUUAUUUAGGAAUUAUUUUAUUUAAAAAAAUUUUAGAUAAAAAAAAAUAUCACCAUUUUUUACUAUUUUGUGUAGGAUCUCGAUUGUUGUGGUCUAAAGUAACGGCGGUGAGCUAUAAUGAAACAGCAAAUCAGUAUUUUAAUGAGUUUGUUACGAAACUGCCAAACUUUUAUGGAGAGAAAGCUAUUGUUUUGAAUAUGCAUCAUUUAAAACAUGUGGCAAAAGACGUCAAAUUUACAGGUUAUAGUUUAAGCGAAAUAAAUGCAUUUCCAUUCGAAAAUUUCUUAAUGAAAAUCAAACAUUGGAUACGAUCUCCGCACCUCCCUCUACAACAAUUUUGCAGACGACUUCACGAGCAAUCCUCCAUACAACAACAAAAAAAAUCUUCAUCAGCAUCAACAGUAAUAUUAAAAACUAAAAAAAAUAAAACUGACAUUUUAAACUGCAAUACAAGAAUUCAAUACUCACAACCAAAGAACCAGAUAAUGUCGUGUUGCUACGUAAUAAACAAAUUAUGCAAAUAAAGCGAAUUUUUUCUGACGGCGACUUUGUAAUGCUUGAAGGAAAUAUUUUAGAGAAAAAAAAAAGUAUAUUCGCUGAACCAAUUGACUCAACAGAGUUGGGAGUAUGGGAAAUAAAAAAAAAAACAGUAUUUCAAUUGUUGAAAAUUUCGUUAAAUGAAAUAAAUUGUAAAAUGAUUAAAUUAUCUAUGAAUUAUGCACCCGACGGCUUAAUUAGAGAAUUUGUGAUUCCAUUGCUCCAUGAAUAAUGAAUUUUUGGAAACUCAUCUUUAAUUAGUAGAAGUAAUCGUAGUGGAACAUUUGU